Tilletiaria anomala UBC 951 is the source of this 2787-nucleotide messenger RNA. RefSeq lists its product as uncharacterized. The transcript has 2 exons. NCBI's taxonomy places the organism in Eukaryota, Fungi, Basidiomycota, Exobasidiomycetes, Georgefischeriales, Tilletiariaceae. Gene Ontology annotation, molecular function: calcium ion binding; calcium channel activity. Gene Ontology annotation, biological process: intracellular calcium ion homeostasis; calcium ion transmembrane transport. Bases 1 to 2787 code for a protein of 928 amino acids. Gene Ontology annotation, cellular component: membrane. The record is from RefSeq and is a predicted model, not a curated record.
AUGGCUUAUCAACACGCUGGACAGAUUUCGGAGGAUGAUCUCCAAGCGGCCAUUACCUCUGCUGCAGACGCUUACGCCAUGCGGCCCACCACGAUGGCGCCUGCCCACAUGGGCAGUGACGGUGCGCAACGAUAUCUACCACCAACACUCGCUGACCCGGCCGACAUCCCCCUGUCCACAUUUGAGCCCCCUGGUAAUGCUAGCGAUGAUGAAAAAAGGCACAAAAAGCAGCAACAACACCGUGGAUAUAAGAGCGCGAACGGGAACGAAGCGGACGACUCGUCCGCCAGCGAUGACGACGAAGAUUAUUUGGACCGCGUCGCAGGUGAUGACAACAACUCGCCUAUGGCUUCUCAGCCCCCACCUCACCACGUUAUGCAUGGGCCGCAUGAGUCGGCAAUGUCCAUGUACGGACACGAGCACCGUGACAACGUACCCAGCACUUCGGCUGUGGCUGAUGCUUCUGCUGGCAUCCCGGCUGGUGUUAAGCAAGGCGGCUGGCCCGAGCAGCAGGACACACUCAUCGGAAGAGAUGGCCCCUACGUCGACGAAAAGGCAGGGAUGCGUUUGACUGGGGGCCUUGGCGGCGACACGACCCCUCCUUCCCGGCCCAUCUCUUCGGCAGGUAUGAGCUCCGCCGACGAGACCGAUGACUUUGACUGGGAUACCUCUACCGACGAAGAAGUUGACGAAGUCAGCAAGGCGAUCGGACCCGAUGGUAGGAAGCGCAUCCGUGCUCGCCGCGGUCGUAAGGUCUACCUCGCCUGCCUCCGUCUCGCUCGCCCGGUUCGCAUCUUCCUCUUUGCAAUUAUCGCAACGAUAAUCGCCUUGGUGCCAUUCAUUGUCGCCAUUGCCGCCUUUCCAAACGCCCCGGCUCGUGCUCAAGUACAAGUCUGGUCGAUCUGGGUCGCAAUCAUCAUCGCCGCUUCCGCCGGAACGUUCGUCUUUGUCGACUGGAUCCCCGCUCUGCUCAUGCGCUUAUCUGUUGCCGUCUAUGGUAAAGCGCGCGAGGUGUUCAAAUUCUACAUCGAAGUCAUCAUGGCUACCGGGCUCUAUGUCAAACUGCUCGGUUGCGUCUCGUGGGCCUGGAUCUCCCUCGGCGGGGUGCUGGCCAUCCAGUUCGCCUACGCCGAUCGCCCGCCGUACUUUGUCUGGAUCGUCCGCCUGCUGCAAGCCCUCUUUGGUACAGCAUGCAUCUUGCUCGCAGAGAAGAUCCUGCUCCAUCUCAUCGCCAUCAACUUCCAUAAGACGGCCGUGCGCGACAGGCUCGAGAACAAUCAGAAGGCGCUGCGAGUGCUGGACAAGCUUUACGAAAGUAAAUACGAAGCGCCCAGUCGCAGCGCUCGUUCCGCCUGGGCUUCAGGCUACUGGGGUCGUUCCUUCAUGGGCUACGGCGCCAACGGCUCCCGGCCUGGUUCGCCCGGUCCACACACUCCUGGCGGCAUUGGAAGCCAUGUCCACUACAAGCCGCGAGACGACGGUGGCUACUUUAAGACAUCCCAAGCCAGUGGAGACCUCCAAAGCCAGGCACAGGGCCAAACCCAAACGCAGCACCAUCAAAAUCACAUGCCUCACAUUCACCGUCACCACAAGGGGCAGCCGUCCGAACACGACAUUUCCAAGGCCGCUCGUCGCGCCAACGUUGCCAGCCAGCUAGCAGAGGCGCUGCAGAUGGCGACAAUGAAGAACAGCAAGCUGUUCAAGGGCAAGCAGGGCUCCGCGCAGUCAGCACGCCGCCUUGCCAAGAAGCUGUUCAAUAACCUGUCGCAUAACCGUAAAUACCUUAUCGCGGAUGACUUUGUUCCGUACUUUAAAAACGAGGAGGAGGCCAAGGAGGCAUUCCAGGUCUUUGAUGCGGACAAGAACGGAGACAUCACCAAGACCGAGAUGCGUGAGGCGGUCCAACGGAUCUACAAAGAGCGCCGUGCCCUUUCAGCCUCCCUUAAGGAUAUAAGCAGCGCCAUCAGCAAGCUCGACAGUGUGCUCCUGUUUGUCGGCCUGCUCAUCGCCAUCUUUGUCUGGCUUCUCAUCUUCAACCGCAACCAGACGAUCGCAAAUUUGGUGCCGCUUAGCACAUUCAUCGUGUCGUUUUCGUUCGUCUUUGGCAACACGCUCAAGACCAUCUUUGAGAGCAUGAUUUUUAUUUUCGCUACGCACCCGUACGAUAGCGGCGACCUGGUGUGCAUCGACGACGUCUGGAUGUUCGUAAAGGACUUUGGCCUCAUCUCGACCACGUUCCGCACGACGACCAACGAGGAGAUUGUCGCACCGAAUGCGCUGCUCGCCACGUCCAAGUUCAUUCACAACGCGCGCCGCUCCAACAGCCAAUGGGAGGUGACCAAGGUGAUGUGCAGCUUUGAGACUGCCCUGGCGACGAUCGAUGAGUUUCGCAAGCGCCUACGCGCCUACGUCAAGGAGAACGACCGCGAGUGGGGCGGUGGCCUGGACGUCAACUUUGACGAGAUCGACAACAUGAAUUGCAUCAACCUCGUCAUCGCCAUGGAGCACAAGGGCAAUUGGCAGGAUUGGGGUGCGCGCUGGGCGCGGAGAACCAAACUUAUGCGCGAAGUCAAGACGAUCGCCGAGCAGCUUGGCAUGGAGUACCAGCUCCCCCCACAGCCCAUCUCGUUCCACCCCCGCAGCGGCGCGGCGCCGUUCAGCCCGGCUCGCUUUGCGAACCUGCAGCGCAACGCUACACAACGCCACAGCCAGCAGACGCAGCAGGAUACCAACAGCCUGCUGCAGCCUGGCCAUGGCGCCAGGCGUGGGCUUUCCCUCCGUCUUUGA